CUAACCAGAGUUCCUGUGGAGUCCUGCGGGCAGUAUCGGAGCUGUGGCGAGUGUCUUGGCUCAGGUGACCCUCAUUGUGGCUGGUGUGUGCUCCACAACACGUGCACCCGGAAGGAACGGUGUGAGCGCUCCAGGGAACCCCGAAGGUUUGCCUCAGAGAUGAAACAGUGUGUCCGGCUGACAGUCCAUCCCAACAACAUCUCUGUCUCUCAGUACAAUGUGCUGCUGGUCCUAGAGACAUACAAUGUCCCGGAGCUGUCAGCAGGUGUCAACUGUACCUUUGAGGACCUGUCAGAGAUGGAUGGCCUGGUAAUAGGCAAUCAGAUCCAAUGCUACUCCCCUGCAGCCAAGGAGGUGCCCCGCAUCAUCACGGAAAAUGGAGACCAUCAUGUUGUCCAGCUGCAACUCAAGUCAAAGGAGACCGGCAUGACCUUCGCCAGCACCAGCUUUGUCUUCUACAACUGCAGUGUCCAUAAUUCAUGUCUGUCCUGUGUGGAGAGCCCAUACCGCUGCCACUGGUGUAAAUACCGGCAUGUUUGCACCCAUGACCCCAACACAUGCUCCUUCCAGGAAGGCCGAGUGAAGAUGCCAGAGGACUGCCCCCAGCUGCUGCGAGUGGACAAGAUCCUGGUACCAGUAGAGGUGAUCAAGCCCAUCACCCUGAAGGCUAAGAACCUCCCACAGCCUCAGUCGGGACAACGAGGCUACGAGUGCAUCUUGAACAUCCAGGGCACUGAGCAGAGGGUUCCUGCCCUGCGCUUCAACAGCUCCAGUGUGCAGUGUCAGAACACCUCUUAUUCCUAUGAAGGGAUGGAGAUCAACAAUCUGCCAGUGGAACUGACCGUCGUGUGGAAUGGACACUUCAACAUUGACAACCCAGCUCAGAAUAAAGUUUACCUCUACAAGUGUGGGGCCAUGCGUGAGAGCUGUGGGCUUUGCCUCAAAGCCGACCCAGAUUUUGAGUGUGGCUGGUGCCAGAGCCCAGGCCAGUGCACUCUGCGCCAGCACUGUCCUGCCCAUGAGAGCCGGUGGCUGGAACUGUCAGGUGCCAAUAGCAAAUGUACCAACCCUCGGAUCACAGAGAUCAUCCCAGUGACAGGCCCUAGGGAAGGGGGCACCAAGGUCACCAUCAGAGGGGAGAACCUGGGCUUGGAAUUCCGGGACAUUGCUUCACAUGUCAAGGUGGCUGGUGUGGAAUGUAGUCCCUUGGUGGAUGGCUACAUCCCUGCAGAACAGAUCGUGUGUGAGAUGGGGGAGGCCAAACCCAGCCAGCACGCAGGCUUCGUGGAGAUCUGUGUGGCUGUGUGCCGACCCGAGUUCAUGGCCCGAUCCUCACAGCUCUAUUAUUUCAUGACUCUGACUCUCGCAGACCUGAAGCCCACUCGGGGACCCAUGUCUGGAGGCACACAGGUUACCAUCACCGGCACCAACCUGAACGCAGGCAGCAAUGUGGUGGUGAUGUUCGGCAGCCAGCCCUGCCUCUUCCACAGGCGCUCACCAUCCUUCAUUAUUUGUAACACUACCUCCUCAGAUGAGGUGUUGGACAUGAAGGUGACUGUGCAGGUGGACAGGGCCAGGAUCCGACAGGACCUGGUCUUUCAGUACGUGGAGGACCCCACCAUCGUGCGUAUUGAGCCAGAGUGGAGCAUUGUCAGUGGGAACACACCUAUCGCUGUCUGGGGAACUCACCUGGACCUCAUACAGAACCCCCAGAUCCGUGCCAAGCAUGGAGGGAAAGAACACAUCAAUAUCUGUGAGGUCUUGAAUGCUACCGAGAUGACCUGCCAGGCUCCAGCCCUUGCCCUGGGUCCUGACCACCAGUCGGAUCUCACGGAGAGGCCUGAAGAAUUUGGUUUCAUCCUGGACAAUGUCCAGUCUCUGCUAAUUCUCAACAAGACUAACUUCACCUACUAUCCUAACCCAGUGUUUGAAGCUUUCAGUCCCUCAGGAAUCCUGGAGCUCAAGCCUGGCACCCCUAUCAUCCUAAAGGGCAAGAACCUGAUCCCACCUGUGGCUGGAGGCAAUGUGAAGCUGAACUACACCGUGCUGGUUGGGGAGAAACCAUGCACCGUGACAGUGUCGGACGUACAGCUGCUCUGCGAGUCUCCCAACCUCAUCGGCAGGCACAAAGUGAUGGCACGGGUGGGUGGCAUGGAAUAUUCCCCUGGGAUGGUGUACAUUGCCCCAGACAGCCCGCUCAGCCUGCCCGCCAUCGUCAGCAUUGCAGUGGCUGGUGGUCUCCUCAUCAUCUUCAUCGUGGCAGUGCUCAUCGCCUACAAACGCAAGUCCCGAGAGAGUGACCUCACGCUGAAGCGGCUGCAGAUGCAGAUGGACAACCUUGAGUCCCGUGUGGCCCUGGAGUGCAAGGAAGCUUUUGCAGAGCUACAGACAGAUAUCCAUGAGCUUACCAGUGACCUGGAUGGAGCUGGGAUUCCUUUCCUGGACUACAGGACCUACACAAUGAGGGUGCUGUUCCCAGGGAUUGAAGACCAUCCUGUGUUGCGGGACCUUGAGGUACCAGGCUACCGGCAGGAACGUGUGGAGAAAGGCCUGAAGCUCUUUGCCCAGCUCAUCAACAACAAGGUGUUCCUAUUAUCUUUCAUCCGAACUCUUGAGUCUCAGCGCAGCUUUUCCAUGCGCGACCGAGGUAAUGUGGCCUCUCUCAUCAUGACGGUACUUCAGAGCAAGCUAGAGUAUGCCACUGAUGUGCUGAAGCAGCUACUGGCUGACCUCAUUGAUAAGAACCUGGAGAGCAAGAACCACCCCAAGUUGCUGCUCAGGAGGACGGAGUCGGUGGCUGAGAAGAUGCUGACCAAUUGGUUCACGUUUCUCCUCUACAAGUUCCUCAAGGAGUGUGCUGGGGAGCCCCUCUUCUCCCUGUUCUGUGCCAUCAAGCAGCAGAUGGAGAAGGGCCCUAUUGACGCCAUCACAGGAGAAGCCCGCUACUCCCUGAGUGAGGACAAGCUCAUCCGGCAGCAGAUCGAAUACAAGACCCUGGUCCUGAGCUGUGUCAGUCCAGAUAAUGCUAACAGCCCAGAGGUCCCAGUGAAGAUCCUCAACUGUGACACCAUCACUCAGGUCAAGGAAAAGAUCCUGGAUGCCAUCUUCAAGAAUGUGCCAUGCUCUCACCGGCCCAAGGCUGCAGACAUGGACCUGGAGUGGCGACAGGGAAGUGGGGCAAGGAUGAUCCUACAGGAUGAAGAUAUCACCACCAAGAUUGAGAAUGACUGGAAGAGACUCAACACAGUAGCCCACUACCAGGUGCCGGAUGGUUCUGUGGUGGCUUUGGUGUCCAAGCAAGUGACAGCCUAUAAUGCAGUGAACAACUCCACAGUAUCCAGGACUUCAGCAAGUAAAUACGAAAACAUGAUCCGGUACACAGGCAGCCCUGACAGCCUCCGUUCCCGAACACCCAUGAUCACCCCUGACCUGGAAACUGGGGUCAAGCUGUGGCAUCUGGUGAAGAACCAUGAGCAUGGAGACCAGAAGGAGGGGGACCGGGGGAGCAAGAUGGUGUCUGAAAUCUAUCUGACGCGGCUACUGGCCACAAAGGGCACACUGCAGAAGUUUGUGGAUGACCUGUUCGAGACCAUCUUCAGUACAGCCCACCGUGGUUCUGCUCUGCCCCUAGCCAUCAAGUACAUGUUUGACUUCCUCGAUGAGCAGGCUGAUAAGCAUGGUAUCCAUGACCCACAUGUCCGCCAUACCUGGAAAAGCAACUGCCUGCCCCUGCGGUUUUGGGUGAACAUGAUCAAGAAUCCUCAGUUUGUGUUCGACAUUCACAAGAACAGCAUCACGGACGCCUGUCUCUCGGUGGUGGCCCAGACCUUCAUGGACUCCUGCUCCACAUCGGAGCACCGGCUGGGCAAGGACUCCCCCUCCAACAAGCUGCUCUAUGCCAAGGACAUCCCCAGCUACAAGAACUGGGUGGAGAGAUAUUACUCAGACAUUGGGAAGAUGCCAGCGAUCAGUGACCAGGACAUGAAUGCAUACCUGGCCGAGCAGUCACGGAUGCACAUGAAUGAAUUCAACACGAUGAGCGCACUCUCAGAGAUCUUCUCCUACGUGGGCAAAUACAGUGAGGAAAUCCUUGGACCCCUGGACCAUGAUGACCAGUGUGGGAAGCAGAAACUGGCUUACAAACUAGAACAAGUCAUAACCCUCAUGAGCUUAGACAGCUGAGAACUGUCCUUCCAGGGCCAUCCUGGAGGGAGGGACACACCAAGCCGUGCCUCAGUCUAGAUUAUCAUCUUUACCAAGUGCAAGUUCCGACAGGCAUCAGCAGCAGCAACCCCCAGCAGCGCCGCCGUCUCUCCUUUCGUUUUUUCUCUCUCUCCUGUCUCUCCCUCUUUCCGGAGUCCCAUCUCUCUCAGUUGCUCUGUCAGUGUGACUGGACCACGUCACUGACCCUCAGUCAGUCCAGGGCCGGCCAGACCCAUGGUGAGAGACCUGACCAGAAGAUGUCAGAGUGAGGCUCUCCCUCCCAGCUGCUCCUGGCCCCAUGCAUCAGCAGCAGACGAGGAGCUGAGGACGGAGAACACUCCUAUGCUGCUACUUCACCUUCUGCGUUGAGAAUUCAAACUGUGGUCCAAAACCUGGCUUCGGGAAGCAACUGUGAGCUCAGUAUUAUCUGAAGUAGGAGACAUCACUAGGAUCUCCCUUUCCACACACUCAACAAGGGACUAGGCAGUGGCCUGGGUGCUUUGUAACUGUGACAAAAAAAGGCCUUGCCUCCUACAAAUGUUGGAGUGGGGACCAGUAGAAGUUUAAAGAUGCUCUCUCAGGGGCCACUGCCUACACAUUUGAUGUCCAGAAGCCUUCCAUCCCCUUCCCACAGCCUUGGAGGCCUUUCUCCCCUUCCUGUGAAAAGUUGGGACAAGAGAAAGCUAACAGUUACCUUCCACCAUGGAGAAGCUCCUACACCAUCUAAUCUGGUUCCUAAUAGCAGAAAUGUAACAUGGAGAGAGAGAGAGAAAAAAAAAGGGAAGAGAGUAUCAUCUAUGCCAGAAGCAACAUUUAUUGUUCUCUAUUCACCCCCAAGUUCAAAUGCAUCCUGACCAUAGUCAGAGGUCCAUUGCCAGAGCCUCGUAUGUUGUCUAGAGAAGGCAUCUCCAUGUUCCUUUGCCACCAUCAUCAAAGCUCACAGUGAAAUGCAGAGUGCAUCUAGGAGAUUCUACCUCCAGCCAUCUCCAAGGCUCCAUCCCCACUGUCUUUGAGAACACCAUAGAAGGCCAGGGCAGACAGCCCAGCCCCUGCCCCUCCUUCAGAAUCUGGUGCCAUUGCUAUGCAGAUGACUUUGUCACUGGACUGUCCAGACCUCUGUGGGAAUUGUUUCAUCAACAUAUCAGCUGUCUCUUCGGUGGUCCUUCUUCCCCCGUCCCUUCUGAAGUCAUCAUUGGAGGAAACAUACUUAAGCACAGCCUCACCAAGACAGAACAAGAUGCCAGCCAGCCUCAGCCACCAGCUUAUGCCUGGAAGGGACUGGAGAGCCACGUGAGGGACCUGGUUGGAUACAGAGAAAAGUGCAUACCACUAACCACGGCCUUGGCAUUUAACUUUCCAUUGUGUUUUUCCAUCUGUGGAUAUGCCAUUUUGUGUUAGCCACUCAGGCAAAUGUGUGCUCAGAAAUGUAACAAGUGGUUAUGACAAGAGAUGGUCAUCUACAACCUUGAAGGGAUCUUAGAUAGUGAAUGACCCAGUCUCUAGCGUAAGCAAGAAUCUCUUUUGGCAGCUCGGGUUUGUUGUCCAUCACUCAUGGAGACAAGAGAGGCAUUGGAGAAGGUGGUGUUAAUAGCAUCCCUCAUUCUUACCUUCCUUCACGCUCCAUGCAUCACGUCACUUCUUCCCAUAACCUAAAAUGAGCCUCACAUGGAGAAGGAGCCAAGUUUCAAGCCAAGUUCAUGUGUCACCCUGCACCUUUAAGGACAGCAGCUUCUUUGCAUAUGAGAGAGCAGGGUGGAGGGAGGCACCUAGGAAUCUGCAGGAAGCUUGGAAAGAUUUCUUGUCCCAUCUAAGAGGAUGCUGAGAUGGUCUCCUUCUCUGUCCCCUGGCUCAUCCGUCUGUCCUUCAGUGUCAGUAUACUUCACUGAAUGUUAGUGUGUAUGGUAAGAGUAUUUUCUGUCCGUAGGAAAUCAGGAUGUCACCUGCCAAGGCUGAACUUUGGUACCCCAGAGCAGGCAGCACCAUGUGACAUUGCUGUGGACAAAAUGGCAAAGACAUGGAAAGAUUCACUGGAAGUGGGGAGGGGUGACGGCAAAAAAAAUCAAAACACCAAAGGUUUUGGCAAAUCAAGUGCCAGGUGGAGAUGUGGAAUUUCUAUCACUGAUUAUUGUUUUUCUUCCGCGAAGCUACAGGACCUGGCAGGCUUCAGGGUGCAUGUGGAGGUCAGAAUGAGGGAGCACCUCAGCUGAGAAAGUAUUUUUGCACAUAUGAAGGAUGGGGAGAGAGAGGCAUGAACAUAUUUAACACAGAUUUGUGGGAUGGAAGGUGUGUGUGUGUGUGUGUGUGUGUGUGUGUGUGUGUGUGUGUGUGUGGGUACAAGUGUGCUUUGAUUUUUAAGUUUUGCACAGUUAGAAAAAAAUUAACAAGCAGCAAAAAGAGACUUUUACCAUGGUUUUGCUGAUGCUUUUUUUUUUCUGGAUGAUUUUAGUGUUAUUAUUUUGUUGGUACAGUUUUUUUUCCUUGCUUUUGUUAACAAACAAAACUUCAAACACCUCAGAGAAAUACACAUAUCAGGAAGAAAGAAGCAAGACAUUCUUGCCUGGGUUUCCUGGGUCUCCUCAUUUCUCUUGAGGAGGGCUCUAGGCAGAUUAUUUACUUUACUUGGUGAUAUGGGUUCUCUCUGGCACUUCGUAGGCAGUCCCUGUGGCCUGCUUGGGGACUCAGAAAUUGACACCCAUCUUACCUGUAAAAACCUUCCCUUUU
Molecule: messenger RNA, 6924 nt
Organism: Cricetulus griseus (Chinese hamster)
Lineage: Eukaryota; Metazoa; Chordata; Mammalia; Rodentia; Cricetidae
Source: RefSeq, a predicted model, not a curated record